This is a messenger RNA of Hydra vulgaris (swiftwater hydra), 1287 nucleotides long. The record is from RefSeq and is a predicted model, not a curated record. NCBI's taxonomy places the organism in Eukaryota, Metazoa, Cnidaria, Hydrozoa, Anthoathecata, Hydridae.
CUUAGAGAAUUUGAAGAUGAUGAUGAGAUUGAAUUUGAUCAAUUGACAACAACAGAUAGGUCAAACUUGACACAUAAUAAAGAGCCAGUGUUUGAAUACAUUGAACUAGUAUGUAAAAAACUGGAAAAACUUGCACCACAUUCGUAUUUAGCAAAGAGUCAAGCAUUAUACCUGAGAUCAAGAAAGGAAGAUAUGAAUGAGGUAACAGUAUUAUUUCUGGGUGAUUUUUCAGCAAACUAUAAAUUUGUAGUUCAGGAUGAAGUGCAAAGCUUUCAUUGGACAAAUUUGCAAUGUACAUUUCAUCCAGUAAUUAUUUAUUUUUAAAAAGAAGGCAUUCUCAAGCACAAAUCCUAUUGCAUUAUUUUGGAUGAUAUGAUCCAUGAUGUGAACAUGGUUUAUAAAAUUAUUGAGGUUGUUUGCAAUGAUAUAAAAACAAAUUUGCCUCAAAUAAAAAAUAUUGAAUACUUUUCAGAUGGGUGUGCAGGUCAAUAUAAGAAUUGCAAAAAUAUGUUAAAUUUUUGUUUCCAUUGUAAAGAUUUUGGUUUUACUGCUAAAUGGAGCUUUUUUGCAACUAGUCACGGUAAGCAACCUUGUGAUGGUAUAGGUGGUACAGUCAAACAUCUGGCAACACUAGCAAGUUUGCAAAGAGAUAUGGAUAAUCAUAUUUUAUCUCCACAAACAUUGUAUAAAUAUUGCAAUGAAAACAUUGAAGGCAUAAAUUUCAUAUAUAUUUCAUCAGAAGAUUUAACUUUGGUGAGAACCGCUCUUAAAGAACGAUUGGAUACUGCUAAUACAAUACCUGGAACACGUAGUUACCAUCAGUUUGUACCACCUGGCCAUCAAAAGGUAGGCACUAAGCUAUGCAGUGUUGAUGAAGAAUUUGCUUUAAUUCAUGACUUUGAAAAUAUCCAGAUAACAACUGUAAACCUAGUACCAGGUGAUUAUCCCUGUGUUUCCUAUGAGCAAAAGUGGUGGAUAGGAGUCGUUGAAGAUAUUAAUUUAGAAGAAAAAGAUGUGCUUGUAAAAUUUAUGUGUCCUAAUGGUCCUGCACGGUUGUUUAAAUGGCCACCAAAGAAAAGCCAAUGCUGGAUUCCUGAUGUCCACAUUAUUUGCAAAGUUGAGGUACCGAUAACAAAAACAGGACUUUGCUACUAUUUAGCUAAAGAGGACUUAAAAAAAAUUAUUUUCCUAAGGAAGUAGAAAUUUUUAUAUUAAUGAGUCUAUUAUGUCUUAUCCAUUCUUUUUUUAAAUAUUAUGUUUUGUGAAGCAACUUGUAAAUAAUGUGAA